Messenger RNA from Schizosaccharomyces cryophilus OY26, 1519 nucleotides. RefSeq names its product histone lysine methyltransferase Set5. NCBI's taxonomy places the organism in Eukaryota, Fungi, Ascomycota, Schizosaccharomycetes, Schizosaccharomycetales, Schizosaccharomycetaceae. The transcript has a single exon. Bases 370 to 1323 code for a protein of 317 amino acids. Gene Ontology annotation, molecular function: protein binding. The record is from RefSeq and is a predicted model, not a curated record.
UUCUUCGUUAGGAAGUGUCAAUUGGUAAAAGUAAUGGCUGGAUGGAGACCGUUUCAGGCGGCAGGUAAUUUGAAAAAAUAAACAAAGAUAAAGACUCAAACUACCCAUAAUGAAAGAACGUAUUUUAUUCGAUGAAACCAUUGAUUUGAGCAUACAAGUUAACUAUACUUAGCAGAAGAAGAAGAGAAUACUAUUUCUCUUUUUUGCAAGUUAUUAAAAGAUUGAUUUUAAUUCUAUAAUUUCUUGGCGUUUUAUUAAAAAAAGAAGAUUGAUUUCGCAUAGUUUUUGUUUAUUCUGUUGUUUCCCUAUAACGACUACUGAACAAAAAAAUAUUUAGUCCCUAUUAGAACAGGUGCGAGACCAUUAUUUAUGAACCCGUAUGAAACAGAUUUAUACAAAGUAACUCCCAUUCCUGGAAAAGGAAUGGGUAUGGUUGCGAAAAUUGACAUUCCUGCAGGGACAAGGAUAUAUUCAGAAACACCCUUGAUUCGAACAAAAAGCGAUGCAAAGGAGAUAGAAGAAGCCCUUUCAUCGAAAACAAAAGAGGAACAAGAGGCUUUUCAUAAUCUAUUCAAUGCGCAUCCUGAUACCAUGGGUCCGUUCUUGGGACCCUUUUAUUCCAAUGCUCUUACGAUUGAUGAAAGUAAAGGUGGAAUGUUUCUUUUGGGUUCGAGGAUGAAUCAUGAUUGCAGUCCAAAUGUAAAACAUACGUGGAAUCCAGUUUUGGAUCAGGUUACCGUUCACUCAGUUCGUGAUAUCCAUGGUGGAGAAGAAAUUUUGACUACCUACAUCGAUUUACAUAAAAGUCGGGAUAAACGGAGAAAGGUGUUAUUGGAACACUUUGGAUUCCCCUGUAGCUGUAGUGCAUGUUCAGUAAAGGAGAAAAAGGAAGCUAAGAUAAGUGAUAUUCGAAGAAAGCAACUAGCAUAUUAUGAUCGUACAAUUGCGAAAAUGUGCAUUAUGAAUCCUAGAGGUGCGCUUCGUGUUUUACGACACAGAAUCUUGAUUGCUCAUCAAGAAAACCUUUUUGGGCGGAUGGAUGUUAUUUCAUACCUCGAUGCUUUUCGAACAUGCGUGGUAUACGGCGACUUUAAAAGAGCCUCCAUAUUUGCUGAAAGAGGUCUUGAAGCUCUCGUGCUUUGCGAAGGUGUAGAUUCGUCUCGGUACGAGUCCAUUGCAAAAUAUGUGAAACAACCGGAGCUACAUUCUUUGGCGGAAGGUGUACGGCCCAUGUCACUUGUUCCCGUAGACGACUUUCAAGAUCCGGAAGACUCACUAUGGGGUUGUGAAAUGGAACAGGACGUCUAUAGUGAUAGUGACUAGACCUUCUUUUGAUAUCUUAAUUGGUGCAUAUUAUUAGGCACUGGAUUUUUUUUGGAAAAAAUAGGAGCAUUUAAUUUUACGUGUGAAGAAAGCUUUUAUUGGUUUUAUUAUUUUGGUGGAAAUGCUUAAUGGAAAUGAAUUUGGUGUAUCACCUUUGAGGAUUAAAAUAGCGUUGUAAAAAGUUAUAAUAGCGAAG